CAUCCAAAUUGCAUAAUUGGAAAAGUUUAUAAUCAGAAGAGCUAAUGUACAGAAAAUAAAACAAUAAACUAGCAGAAAAAUGUGCAUCACUUAAAAUAUUGAGUGCUCAGAAAUUGUCAAAAAAAAAAAAAAAUCGGAAGAAAUUGCACUUCACCUAAAAAACGCAAUAAUGGAUAUGACAAAAGACAUUAUUGACUAUACACAAAAGCAUACAGAAACGGCAGAACGCCUAAUCGCCAGUUAUCAAUCGCCUGUGCCCGAGAUCAGUGAGAGUGAAGGGAACGCACGCGCAUGCGCCACAGCCUCCCCGUUUCACGUUGGUAGCAAUAAAGUUGACGCCAAAGUAGCCAUUUCACCAACAACUACACCAAUAGUACAUAACGAGAUGGCGAGUCCUGCGACAGCGGCACAACAGCUAGAGCAGCAACAAUCGACAACAAUUGUAACGUCAGAAGCAGACACUAUGGAACAGCGACCGGCACAGGAGUUUGAGAGUGUUGCAGCUGCUGAUACAGCAACCGACAAAAGCGCAGUCGCUCCACCAUCAAAGACUGUGGGAGCUUUAGUAAGUGGCGAUAUAACGCCGCCACCACGUCCUUUCACCACGAGCGAAGUGGUGGGCUUGAGUUCGGCACUUGACGAUGAUCCUGAUUUGCGUGUUGACGUACAAAUGCCAAAGUCACGCUCGCUGCCCACUUCUCCCGAUCAUCAUCGACACAGCUUAGACUCGGCGUCCGCGGAGCUAUUGACACGCAUGAAUGCUGCGCUCUUUGAAUUUGAGCAGCGCCGGGGUUUGGACUCAUCCAUGCAUAUGCCCAUAACAGCAGCCAUGUCGGCACCAAUGCGUUUAUCGAAAUUGUCGAAGUCGACAGCACCAACAUCACUAACGGCACGCAAAUCGGUUUCUCCUAUUGGGUUGAAGUCGAAAAAGCAAUUGGCCGCAGCAGCUGCAAUGGCAACUAAUACGCAACAACAGCAAUUCUGUUUGCGUUGGAACAACUAUCAAACAAAUUUGACGAAUGUCUUCGACGAGCUGUUACAAAAUGAAUCGUUCGUUGAUGUGACGCUUGCUUGUGAGGGUCAAUCGAUCAAGGCGCACAAAAUGGUGUUAUCCGCUUGCUCGCCUUACUUCCAGGCACUAUUCUACGAUAAUCCUUGCCAACAUCCGAUCAUCAUUAUGCGCGAUGUGCGAUGGGAAGAGCUGAAGGCCAUAAUGGAGUUCAUGUAUAAGGGUGAGAUAAAUGUGAGUCAAGAGCAAAUAAAUCCGUUGCUAAAAGUUGCCGAAAUGUUAAAGAUACGCGGUCUAGCGGAGGUGAGUGCCGGUGGUGGACAUGGCAUGGCCGCACCACAUCCCAUGAUGCCCGAACAGCGCAUGACUAUUUUUGACGAUGACGAGGAAGCCGAGAGCGAUGAGGAUACAGAAAGUGCCGAGGAUGGCGGUCAGAAGCCAAAACGCGCGCGCAUGCUCGAUACUGCAAUGGUCGAUAUGAAUUUGAAUGCACAGCGUCAGCGCAAACGUUCAAGAGAUGGCCUCUUCACCGAAACCAACAACAUUGCCCGUUUUGGCGGUUCAACAUCAAUAACUUCGAAUACCAACCUAGAAGGUCGCACCUCCAACUCGGCUGUCAAUGCCGCCGAUGGAGCAAUUGAUACUGAUGCUGAUGCUAUGCCACAACCGCCACCCGUUGCCAUGACCACUUCGACCAUUGUACGUAAUCCAUUCGCUUCGCCAAACCCCAACAACAGUAACUCAACAGCAGCUAGUGCCAAUCAGAAUAAUUCACAGUCCGCCACCAUAACACUCUCAACAGUACCGACUGCCGGUACUUCUACACCUACGCUAGCUAGUUCCACACCGAACACACCGACCACACCAAUAUCGCACGCCAUUGGCCAUUCGUAUCGCCCUUCAGGCCGUAGUAGCUCACCAUCAUUGACAUCUGCUAAUAGCCUCAAAGGUGCAAUGUCUUCACCGGCGGCAGUAGCAGCCAAUGCUAGCGGUAUUUCCUUGAAUGUACAUUCCCAUCCGGUUGCCGCGGCCGCUGCAGCUGCUGCUCUCAGCGUUAAUCCACACCACUCACACCAUCAUCAUCAACACGCUGCAGCCGCCGCCCAGCAGUUAGCCGCCCAACAUCAAUUGCAUGCAGCGGCACAGUCACAUGCGGCUAUGGCUUCCGCACUUGGUGCGUCGUUGGCUGCUGGAGCAGCUGGAGCUGGUGGUGCAAGUGCAGCGGGCACGGGUGCAGGUAGUGCGUCAAAUUUGAGUUCAACGGUGGGACAUCAUGAGGAAAUGGAGAUUAAACCUGAAAUUGCUGAGAUGAUACGCGAGGAAGAAAGGCAAUCCAAAAAUGUUGGGACCUGUUGUUUUCUAACUUCAUGGGAGGAUUCCUGCUUUUAUAGGGAAGAACAUGACCCAACAAGCAUGGCAGUUAUAAGCGGCUAA
This is a messenger RNA of Anastrepha obliqua, 2443 nucleotides long. RefSeq names its product protein bric-a-brac 2-like. The record is from RefSeq and is a predicted model, not a curated record. Gene Ontology annotation, molecular function: protein binding. Lineage: Eukaryota; Metazoa; Arthropoda; Insecta; Diptera; Tephritidae. Gene Ontology annotation, biological process: regulation of transcription by RNA polymerase II. Bases 170 to 2443 code for a protein of 757 amino acids. The transcript is spliced from 2 exons. Gene Ontology annotation, cellular component: nucleus.